AUGGCUUCGCUAGGAAGAUCUCGUAUAGUCCAGGGACUAGUGGCGCUUUUGGCGCUUGUGGGUCUAUACUACUUUGUUUUUGGCAAAAAACUGGCUGACUCCUUCUCGCCAGAGGAGAUCAAUGAUAUGCUCCAGAAUAAGGCAGACCUAGUCAAAGUGAAGAAGGUGGAACUUCCCAUGGUCGGGCUCCAGAAGCCGUAUGUGGAUAGAACAUCACUUCGAUCGCCCAAUUGGGAUUUCAGCGGUGACAUUCUAGUGAGGAAGGACUACGUUCGUCUUAUUUCCCAGAAGAAACAUAUGGUGGGUAAUAUGUUUGCAAGACUUCCCAUUCAGGCUGAAUCUUUUGAAAUGGAGCUCACAUUCCACAUCCACAGUACGUCUGCCGCAGCUUUGUCAGCAGAUGGAAUGGCAAUUUGGUUUGUGAACGAGCCAUCCCCCAUUGGAGAUGUCUUUGGUGCCAAAAACUUGUUCAAAGGCUUGGGUAUUUUCAUAGAUACCUACAAAAACGGCAAGAAGGGAAAUUUCCCUUAUGUUGGAGCUAUGCUUGGUGAUGGAAGAACGGCCUACAACAAGUACAACGAUGGUAUGGAUACCAUGAUCACGGGAUGCACUGCCAAAUCCAUCUUGAACCCCGGAUCACAUCUGACCCGGAUGCGUAUCAUCCACACGAAGAACGGAUACUUGUCUGUAGACUUCAACUACAAUCCUCAGAGAGCUGACGACUGGCAUAACUGCUUCACGUUAUCCGAUAUUCAUCUUCCUCCUGUCAAGUACUUGGGACUCACUGGAGAGACCGGAGAGUUGACUGAGAAUAUCGACAUCAUCGAGAACAAAGUUUAUGCUUUGUUCAAUCCAGAGACAGAUGACUACAUCGAGUCGGUGGAGCUGUUGGAAUCAUUGAUGGAAAAUCAGUUGGAUGAGUCAGAGAAGCAGGUGGACUCGACCCGUCCACGUCAGCGUACCAGAAAGUCGGUGGUGAGGUUGAGAAACGCAGAAAGAAGACUCAAAGAGAGAGAGAAGGAAUUGAGAAUGCAGAAAUACGGCGAUCCAGACGCAACUUUCCCAGUAAGAAUGUGGAGGAUGGCAAUGACCAUAGCCAAGUAUUUUAUUUACCUUGUGUUGGUAGUUUUGAUCUUGUGGGUGGCUCACAUUGUCUACAGAACACGCAAGCAGCAGAGGAGGUCCAGAACGACUGGUCUCUUAGAUUAA
Molecule: messenger RNA, 1209 nt
Organism: Sungouiella intermedia
Lineage: Eukaryota; Fungi; Ascomycota; Pichiomycetes; Serinales; Metschnikowiaceae
Source: the annotation of a GenBank genome assembly